Boleophthalmus pectinirostris (great blue-spotted mudskipper) is the source of this 1455-nucleotide messenger RNA. It is a transcript of the gene spns1, whose product is annotated as SPNS lysolipid transporter 1, lysophospholipid. NCBI's taxonomy places the organism in Eukaryota, Metazoa, Chordata, Actinopteri, Gobiiformes, Gobiidae. Gene Ontology annotation, cellular component: membrane. The transcript has 8 exons. Bases 278 to 1072 code for a protein of 264 amino acids. Gene Ontology annotation, molecular function: transporter activity. The record is from RefSeq and is a predicted model, not a curated record.
GGCGCGUGAGGAGCACGUGAGCGCACGCGGAAGUGCAGACCGAUCAUGGCGCCGCACAAAUGUUUGUUUGGGAAAGUUUAGCCUCUGAAAACCUCCGAAAGCUUCACUUUUCCCAAGUCCACCGCGCCUCCCGCACCCCGCUCUCCAUCCACACGGCCCGGCAUGGAUCUGCACUGAGGCCCCGGGCUCUGAGGCGCUCCUGAAGCCGAGGAGAGGCUGCGGAAGGCGGACACCGAGCGGACAGAGCGGCCCUGAGUCACCCGCACCCGGCUCAGUCAUGGCGGCGGAGCGGGCGUCAGACUCGGCGCCGUUUCUCUCGGACGACAGCGAAUCGGAGGCGCAGGACGAGACGAGGGCGGAGCCUCAGGGCGAGUCUCUGAGCGGCGUGUCGUCACGGCGAUCGUUCAUCACCGUCCUCAUCCUCUGCUACAUCAACCUCCUCAACUACAUGGACCGGUUCACCGUGGCAGAACCACACCUGGUGUUUGGCGCCAUCACCUGUGUGACGGGCAUCGUGGGCGUGGCCAGCGGGGUCCAGGUGAGCCGCGCCCUGAGGAGCCGUACGCAGAGAGCCGACCCCCUGGUGUGUGCGGCAGGGCUGCUCCUGUCGGCGCCCUUCCUCUACCUCGCCAUCGUCACCGCCGAACUGUCCACCGUCGCCACCUACAUUUUCAUUUUCUUGGGAGAGACGUUUUUGUCCAUGAACUGGGCCAUCGUCGCUGACAUCCUACUGUACGUGGUCGUCCCGACUCGCAGGUCCACAGCUGAGGCUCUGCAGAUCGUCGUGUCUCACCUCCUUGGAGACGCAGGGAGCCCCUACCUCAUCGGAGUGGUGUCGGACUCUCUGAGGAGGGAGCAGUCGUUCUUGUGGCAGUUCCGUUCGCUGCAGCUCUCUCUUCUUCUCUGCUCCUUCGUCGCCGUCAUCGGAGGCGCGUUCUUUUUGGCCACGGCGCUUUUCAUCGAGACGGACCGGAAACGCGCCGAGAACUACGACCCCUCAGAUGAUGAACCCAUCGUCGUCCCGAAGAGCGGCCGGUCCACCAGAGUCCCAGUGUCCAGCGUCCUCAUCUGACCCCUGACCCCACCUGACCCGCGCCAAAGCUCUCGACAACUUUUACUCUUUUAAAUAACUCUGGACAUUUUAUUACUCAUUUUUAAUUCUUCGUUUAAGCAUCUGCGUGGGAAGGACAGUCGGUCGGAGGUGGAGACGUGACGUGGGCUGAUCCGGGACCAGCCCACAAAUCUUUUUUUUUUUUAAACACAUUUUCAUUGUUUUAAUUCAUAGAAAAUCUCCUAAUUUUUGCCAAGUUUUAACACAUUUUUGUUCUGUCUUUAAUCUGGUGUGAAGGGUUUGUCUCCCUCUGCUGGUGGAGUUUAUAAAUGAACAGUUCAUUAUAAUUAAAGCAUUAUUUUAUUGUUUUUUUUGUGUGAAAUAUUAAAGUUGAAUUUGUAUCA